Glycine soja is the source of this 1523-nucleotide messenger RNA. RefSeq names its product probable UDP-arabinopyranose mutase 1. Lineage: Eukaryota; Viridiplantae; Streptophyta; Magnoliopsida; Fabales; Fabaceae. The transcript has 4 exons. The coding region runs from base 165 to 1271 and encodes 368 amino acids. Gene Ontology annotation, molecular function: UDP-arabinopyranose mutase activity. Gene Ontology annotation, biological process: plant-type cell wall biogenesis; UDP-L-arabinose metabolic process. Gene Ontology annotation, cellular component: Golgi apparatus; cytosol. The record is from RefSeq and is a predicted model, not a curated record.
CCUCAAUUAACUCCAAUGACGCCAGAUCCCUGUUUUCUUCCCCUUUUCCCCUUAUUUUCAAACACCACCGCGUAACACAACACUUGCCCAUUCCCUUAUAAUAGACAAACGAAACACACCUCACUCACACUUUCCGUGUAAACAGAACAGAGCAACACUGAACAAUGGCGCAACCUUCCUCCUCCUCGAAGCCUGUUGUCCCUCUCCUGAAGGACGAGCUGGACAUCGUGAUCCCGACAAUCCGAAACCUCGACUUCCUCGAGAUGUGGCGGCCCUUCUUCGAACCUUACCACCUCAUCAUCGUGCAGGACGGAGACCCCAACAGGACCAUCAAUGUCCCCGAAGGCUUCGAUUAUGAACUCUACAACCGCAACGACAUCAAUCGCAUCCUCGGACCCAAAGCCUCCUGCAUCUCGUUUAAGGAUUCUGCGUGUCGCUGCUUUGGUUACAUGGUCUCCAAGAAGAAGUACAUCUACACCAUCGAUGACGACUGCUUCGUUGCUAAGGAUCCUUCUGGAAAGGAUAUCAAUGCACUUGAGCAGCACAUUAAGAAUCUCCUUUGUCCAUCCACUCCAUUUUUUUUCAACACCCUUUAUGACCCUUACAGAGAAGGUGCUGAUUUCGUCCGUGGAUACCCUUUUAGUCUUCGUGAGGGUGCCCCCACUGCUGUUUCUCAUGGCCUCUGGCUCAAUAUACCUGAUUAUGAUGCUCCAACACAGCUUGUCAAACCCCUCGAGAGGAACACCAGGUAUGUUGAUGCUGUUCUUACCAUUCCCAAAGGAACAUUGUUCCCCAUGUGUGGUAUGAAUUUGGCAUUCGAUCGUCAGCUGAUUGGACCUGCAAUGUACUUUGGACUCAUGGGUGAUGGCCAACCUAUUGGACGAUACGAUGAUAUGUGGGCUGGAUGGUGUGUUAAGGUUAUAUGUGACCAUUUGGGCUUGGGAGUGAAGACUGGCCUUCCAUACAUCUGGCACAGCAAAGCAAGCAACCCUUUUGUCAAUCUCAAAAAGGAGUACAAGGGCAUCUUCUGGCAAGAAGAAAUCAUUCCAUUCUUCCAAAGUGCCACUCUUUCAAAAGAGUGCACGUCUGUCCAAAAAUGUUACAUUGAACUCUCCAAGCAAGUCAAGGAGAAGCUUGGGGCUGUUGAUCCCUACUUCAUCAAGCUAGCAGAUGCCAUGGUUACUUGGAUUGAAGCUUGGGAUGAGCUUAACAACAACACAUCUGAAGAAGUUCCUUCAAAGCCAACCAAUGGUGCUGCUGCUGCCAAGUGAACCUUUUAUGGUUGCGGAUUUUAGUUUUCAAUUGGAGUAGUUUCUUCCUUGUCAGUUUUAAUUGAUUAUCAUAUUUGUUACCAUAUUUUUUUUAUAAUGCAAGAUUAUAGACCAAUUUAUUGAUAUUGAUGCUAUCAUUAUUACUAUUUAUAUUAUAUUCUUAUUAUAAAUAUGUAUUUCAGGAUAUUUUUUUUCCAUAUCGUGAUUGGAAUCUUAGAAAUUUAAUCCUGCUCAGUGGAUGAGUUUUUCUAA